UUAUCUGCCCCUUUACAACAGAGCUGCUCAUGUGCAUUAUGUAAGUACAUUUCAACUCAUAAUGACUUUGAAGAAGAGACAAGGAGGUGCAUUCACCACCUUUUCUUUCCAACUGUGCUCAAAACCUGCCAGCUGAAGUUGGAUUAACUUUCCUGUACCUGUGGAUUUGGGUCUCUGAUGGACGUCAGUAUGAAGAUGCCUCACUCUUCUCUCAUCACAUUUGCCCUACUGUUGAUUCAACUAUCCAGUGUCACUGGAGGCAAAGUCCUGGUGUUCCCAUUGGACGGGAGCCAUUGGAUAAACAUGAAAGUGCUCAUAGAGGAACUGCAUGCCAAAGGCCACGUGGUCACUGUGGUUCGGGCGUCUGAUAGCUGGUACAUCAGUGAAAAGUCUCCUCUCUACACCUCUGUCACUGUUCCCAGCCCUGGUGGAUUUGACGAAAACCUUUUUGAAGACUUAUUGUCUCGACAGCUGGAGAUCUUGUUUAAAGGUAGACAUUCAUCUGUUUGGUCUCAAAUCUGGACUCGUAUUCAGAUGGAGCGGCUGGCUGUGGACCAGUUCUUUCAGCUCCACAAGGGAAUGAGUGAAAUGAUCGUUCAGAUGUUUGAAGAUGAAAAGCUGAUGCAGUCUUUCCAUGAAGCCAAAUAUGACGUGGUUUUGGCUGACCCUGGCAUCGGCGGAGGGACAAUACUGGCACGUUGGCUCCAAGUUCCUCUUGUUUAUAAUGUCAGAUGGACCAUUCAAGGUGAAGCUCAUUUCGUUCUGGCCCCCUCACCUUUGUCAUACAUUCCUUUCACUGCAACAGAGUUGACUGAUAAGAUGACCUUCCCUCAAAGAGUAAAGAAUGUUUUGAGUUACAUUUUUGGGAUGUACACAAUGUCAUGCAUCACAGAACCUCAUUACAAACCUUUAGUUGAGAAGUACUUGGGUCCCAGUGUGGAUUACUCAACAUUUUUCCGCGAUGCAGAUAUAUGGCUUAUGAGGAAUGAUUUUGUCUUUGAGUUUCCACGUCCAACAAUGCCAAAUAUAGUAUACAUGGGAGGAUUUCAGUGCAAGCCCCCAAAGCCACUCUCUGCAGACCUGGAGGAGUUUGUCCAGAGCUCUGGAGAUCACGGGGUCAUUAUGAUGACCUUAGGAACAUUAAUUGGGAAGCUUCCUCAGGAUGUUGUUGAGGAAAUAGCUGCAGCCUUUGCCCAGCUGCCUCAGAAGGUUAUAUGGAGGUAUAUGGGACAAAGGCCAGCCAACCUGGGCAACAACACGUUAAUAGUCAACUGGCUGCCGCAGAACAACCUCUUAGGACAUCCCAAAACUAGAGUGUUUGUGACGCACGGAGGCACUAACUCAGUUCAGGAGGCAAUUUACCAUGGAGUUCCUGUAGUUGGACUUCCCUUAUUCUUCGAUCGGCCUGAUAACCUCUCCAGAAUCAAAGCAAAGGGGGGAGCUGUGAUUGUGGACAUUGCAGAGCUGGACAGACACAUCUUUGCUGAUGCCCUGAUGACAGCUAUUCACAAUUCCUCUUACAGGGAAAACAUGCAGAAACUCUCACGGCUGCACAGAGAUCAGCCCAUGAAGCCGCUGGACCAGGCGAUGUUUUGGAUUGAAUAUGUCAUCAGACAUAAAGGAGCGCGUCAUCUGCAGGCCCAGUCCAACAAAAUGUCCUGGUUUGUUUACAACUCUGUUGAUGUCAUCGCUGCUUUGUUGGCUUUAGUUGUGCUUGUUACAUUCACCUGCAUUUUAAUUGUAAGGUUGCUGUGGAGAAUUUGUUUUGUUGGGAAAAAAGUUAAACAUGAGUGACAUGAAAAAUAAAAUGUUCAAUCAGUCCAAUUGAAACUGUGUCAGCGAGUAUGAUUGAUUGCACUUCAAUAUGUAUUUGUCUCCCAAAACAUGUUGACGAAGGAUCAAGGCAGGAGCUGCAGGCAGAGGAGCCAAAGCAGUAGGAGAGAGAUCUAGCAUUGAAGGAUUCAGAGUUCUUCAGUCUUUGUCAGAUCAGAACCCAGACGUGAAAUAGACUUUGUCUGAAGUUCUUCCUUUCCAGGUUGGUUGGAGGCCACAUUCAGCAUGUCUAGCUCAAGCUUGUGGCCUGUAGGUAUGCAUCCAGUUUAUAGUUUGAUUCUGAUUUCUUCUCAAUGAAUUUAUCAGUUUGGUAACACUUUCUAUGAAGACCAUAUCAUGCAUUAUGAGGGUGUUAUGGGGCGACGCACGUCCAGCUACAGCGCAGUCUACAGUGUAGUGUACGCAGCUACACAGAGGUACUGCAUUGAUUCAACACAGAUGUAUAAAUUUUGCUCAACACGGGCACAGCUUGUGUAUGUGAGCUUCAAGAAGAGAAGUUUGCACCUGCAUCAACAUCUUAAUUAAAGUAUUUUUUAAAUUUCAAUUACUGUUAUCCUCUUUCAAAUUUUGAGUGUGUGAUUUGGAGCACUGAUCUGACCCCAAAGAUCAGGCCUGACCCUACAUGAACCUGCACAGUUUGACCUAAGCCUGAACCAAGGCAGCCAUUUUGGGCCUGAGCUCCAUUAAAAACCUGAA
Molecule: messenger RNA, 2529 nt
Organism: Epinephelus fuscoguttatus (brown-marbled grouper)
Lineage: Eukaryota; Metazoa; Chordata; Actinopteri; Perciformes; Serranidae
Product: UDP-glucuronosyltransferase 2C1-like
Exons: 2
Coding region: 178-1794 (538 amino acids)
Molecular function (GO): UDP-glycosyltransferase activity
Source: RefSeq, a predicted model, not a curated record